This is a messenger RNA of Rotaria sordida, 2835 nucleotides long. Lineage: Eukaryota; Metazoa; Rotifera; Eurotatoria; Philodinida; Philodinidae. The record is from the annotation of a GenBank genome assembly.
AUGAAACAAGAUAAAAGUUUUGGGCAUGAGCGUGGAUCAUUUUGUUUAUUUCGUUCUGUCUUCUUGAUUAAAAUGGCUACGGCUACUUUACCACAUGAUGACAUUCCGACAAAUGCCGAUGAUCCAAAUCUUGAAAUUUUCUGUCUUGUUUGGCUCGAUGCUAAUGUGAACGUUAAAGAUUUUCGAGAUACAGAACAAAAACUACGUUCUAUUAUUAAUCGUUUCAAGAAAUUUCAAGAUGUUGAACAAUGUCGAAAAUAUAUUGAACGACGAUCUCAAAAAGAUCGACUAGUAAUCAUUGCUAGUGGUCGAUUGGGACGAGAACUAGUUCCUUCUAUUCAUAAACUUCGACAAGUUAUAUCGAUUUAUGUUUAUUGUAUGGAUAAGAAAAGUAACAAAGAAUGGGCUAACAAAUUUUCAAAAAUAAAAGAUGUUGUUGUUGAUCUUGAUGGACUCAUUACUCGAAUAAAAGCUGAUCAUAAAACUCAGAGAAAAGUGGAAGAACCAUUAGCAAUUAAUAUUUUUACUACAAGUUUUGGCAAAGGUAAAUCAACAAGUGGUGUAAAUGGUAAAUUUGUUUUUUCACAAGUUUUUAUCGAUUGUCUUCUACGAUUAAAAUCAACUGAAACAGAUAAAAUUGAACUUAUUGAUCGUUGUAAACAACAAUAUGAAGGUAAUAGUACUGAGUUAAAAAAUAUUAGCGAAUUUGAAAAGACCUAUUCACCUGAUAAAGUCUUAUGGUGGUAUUCACGAGAAUCAUUCUUUUACAAUACUCUAAAUGCAGUUCUACGCAACGAAAAAUCUCAUAUGAUUUUUUUAUUUCGUUCAUUUAUCUCUGAUAUCUAUCAUCAAUUGAAAAAAUAUCAAAUUACACAACAACUACAAGUUUAUCGAUGUCAGAUGAUAUCAAGUGAUGAACUUGAAACUUUAAAACAAUCAAUGGGUCAGUUUGUUUCAGUGAAUUCAUUUUUUUCUACAAGUGCUCAGUAUACAGCAGCUCUUGCAUUUCUCAAAAUUCAUCAAGUCAAAGAUAAUUUAGAACCAGUAUUAUUUGAAAUUACUGCCGAUCCUAAUGCGGCCACUACAAAACCAUUUGCUGAUAUCAGUAAACUUAGUGACUAUAGUGAAGAAUCUGAAGUACUCUUUAUGCUUGGUUCGAUUUUUCGCUUGAACAGUGUCAAUCGUAGUAGUGAUGAUCGAUUAUGGAUUAUUCAAAUGACUUUGUGUAGUGAGAAUGAACAUGAUUUAAAAAAUGUUCUCAAACAUAUGAAACAACAACUUGGAACUGGAGAAACAACUCUUCGAACAUUAGGAAAAGUAUUAUGGACAAUGGGAAAACUUGAUUUAGCUGAGCAAUAUUUUACUCGUUUUUUGAAAGAAUUUUCACCAAACGAUCCUUUACUCGGUAAUUUGUAUGAUGAACUUGGCGAAUUGGCAUCACAGAGUCGUGACUAUGAGAAGAGUGUUCAAUGGCAUCAAAAAGCUCUCGUAUUCAAAAAUCAACAGCAAUUAACUCCCAAUUCUAAUAUUAAUCAAACAACCAAUGUUACUAAGAUGGCAGCGCCGAAUCCAGACUAUGACAAGAGUAUUCAACAGCCUCAAAAAGCACCCGGACUCAAAAAUCCACAGCAAUUAACUCCCAAUUCUAAUAUUAAUAAACCAACCAAUGCUACUCAGUUGGCACCACAGAACUAUGGACAUGACAAAGGUAUUCAACAGCCUCAAAAAGCUUCCGGACUCAAAAGCCCACCGCAAUCGGCUCCCAUUUCUAAUAUUAAUCAACCAAUCAAUGCUACUCAGUUGACAUCACAGAACCAUGGACAUGACAAGAGUAUUCAGCAACAUCAAAAAGCUUCCGGACUCAAAAAUCCACAGCAAUUAAUUCCCAAUUCUAAUGUUAAUCAACCACCUAAUGCUACUGUAAUAUCCAAUACUUCAGUUAGUGUUCAAUGGGCACAGGAUGGAGUGGUCGUUGCUGGAGGCUAUGGAAAUGGCCAUACCUCCGUUCAAUUCUGCUUUCCUCACGGUCUCUUCGUUGAUGAUGAUCAAACAAUGGUCAUCGCUGAUAAUGGCAACGAUCGUAUCGUUCAAUGGAAAGUGGGUGAUCAGCAUGGAAAAAUGAUGGCUGGUGACCGUGGUCCAGGAAAUCGAUUGAAUCAAUUAAAUCAACCAACCGAUGUGAUAAUCGACAAAGCGACUAAUAGUUUCAUUAUCUGUGAUGGAGAUAAUCGACGACUCCUACGAUGGUCUCGACAGAAUGACACAAAUCAAGGAGAAAUCCUUCUCGAAGAUGUCCGCUGUUAUGGAUUGGCUAUGGACGAUCAAAAAAAUCUUUAUAUCUCUGACACAAAACACCAUGAAGUCAGACGGUAUCAAUUGGGGGACAAGAAGGGAACUGUCGUGGCCGGUGGCAAUGGCAAAGGUACUGAUCUCAAUCAACUCAGCACUCCAACUUACAUUUUUGUCGAUCAACACCAGACUGUCUACGUGUCGGAACGUCACAAUCAUCGUGUGACGAAAUGGAAUAAAGGUGCAACAGCAGGAAUUGUCGUUGCUGGAGGCCAAGGUCAAGGGCAAGCUCUGACACAACUGUCGCAGCCCGAAGGACUCUUCGUCGAUAAGUUAGGUACUGUCUAUGUGGUAGAUUCAUUUAAUAAUCGAGUGAUGUGCUGGCCUCAAGGAGCGAAACAGGGUACUAUCGUUGUCGGUGGAAAUGGUCGAGGACAAGGAACAAAUCAGUUGAAUGGUCCCGUGGGUUUGGCCUUCGAUCGGCAUCGCAAUCUCUAUGUCGCCGAUUGUGGGAAUGAUCGAGUUCUACAGUAUCCUAUUGUGUAG